Messenger RNA from Penicillium lagena, 2112 nucleotides. RefSeq lists its product as uncharacterized. The transcript has a single exon. Gene Ontology annotation, biological process: peptidoglycan turnover; amino sugar catabolic process. Bases 1 to 2112 code for a protein of 703 amino acids. Gene Ontology annotation, molecular function: carbohydrate derivative binding; carbon-oxygen lyase activity; ether hydrolase activity. NCBI's taxonomy places the organism in Eukaryota, Fungi, Ascomycota, Eurotiomycetes, Eurotiales, Aspergillaceae. The record is from RefSeq and is a predicted model, not a curated record.
AUGCCGCCUCCCACCAAGCUUCAUAAACACAUCCUAUGGGACGAAUUUCGCAUAAUCUCGAUUAAUUAUUGCCAGCCACGGACCGCUAGUACCAUGACGCCAUUUCUUGACCCAGAUGCUCUGAGCAGCCUGCAGACGGAGGCCUCUAAUGUGCUAGCACCAUCUAUUGACGCCCUGGAUACUCUCGGGCUUUGCGAGGCUUUCAAUCGUGAAGAGUCACAAGUCUCUCCAUCGAUUGCGUGCUGUCUGCCUACCAUUGCAUCAUUCAUCGAGGAUCUCGUCCCUCGCUUACGCGUGGGCGGCAGACUCAUCUACGUCGGCGCGGGCAAUAGUGGCCGAGUAGGCUUUAUGGAUUGCAGUGAACUGCCCGUCACAUUUUCAACCGAUGAAGAGCAGUUCGUCACACUGGUAGCCGGAGGAGACCACGCUAUCCUCAAGGCUCAAGAAGGGGCAGAGGAUUCUGAGCAAGAUGGGUCAACCCAGCUCGAGGCACUACGAGUUACAACCAAAGACACCAUCAUAGGCAUCUCAGCAUCUGGACGCACACCGUUCGUUCUUGGUGCAUUGAAAUUUGCUCUGCAGUGCGGUGCUCUGACAGCCGCAAUCACCAACACCUCACCGUCUCUGCUAGAUCUGCUGUGCGUCAAUCACUCAAUCACUGCCCUAGUCGGCCCUGAAUUCAUUACCGGGAGUACUCGACUGAAAGCGGGCAGUGCAGCAAAACAAAUUUUGAACAUGAUCAGCACUUGCUCAAUGGUCAAACUGGGCAAAACCUAUAUGGGCCUUAUGAUUGAUGUACGUGCAAAAAACUACAAACUCCAGGCUCGCGGCCGGAGAAUCAUACGACAAGUAUGCGGAAUCCUCCAAGAUAGAGGACAUGCAUUACCGAAUUCCAAUCUUAUUCAAAAAGAUAAUUCAUUGAAUGUCCUGAUUGCGAGCUGUGGGGGGAAUGUCAAGUUAGCAUGUGCUGUAAUAGUAUCUGGUCUCGCGCCAGAUCAUGCAAAGCAGCGUCUUGAUUCUGUGGACGGGAAUUUUCAAUUGUUUGUUGAGGGAUUUUUGAUUCCAGCGCCCAAUCCGUAUGGGAGAACUGUAUCUACGGGUGAUGAAUUCUUUCUUUCAAUUGAUGGCGGAGGAACCAAAUGUGCUGUUUCCAUCGCGACAAGCACUAGUGUCGUGGCGCAAGCGCAUUCUGGUGCCUGCAAUUUCCAAAGCGUUCCAAUUGAUGAUCUUCUUGAUCAAAUAACAAUUGCCACAGCAGAGGCAGUCACACGCAUACCUCAGCAGUAUCGAAACUCAUUCAUCGACAUGCCCAGAUUCACUGCGGUGUGGGCUGGCAUAGCUGGAAUACAACAUGCACAUCAACGAGAAACCCUGAUCUACCGUCUCGAGAAAUUGUUCAAAAUUUCCAUUAAGUCUGGAGCCCUUCGGUUAACAAGCGACAGCGCGCUCCUUGGUUCCUGUAUUGGCAUUGAUGAGUCUGUCGAAUCCGGCAUCUCCGUUAUUGCAGGCACAGGGAGCGUCGCCACGGCAUUCAAAAAGGAUUCGAAGGGCGAGGUGGCGCAGAUCGGAAGAGCCGGUGGCUGGGGCCCUCUUCUUGGUGAUCAAGGAAGCGCCUUUGAUAUCGGUAAAAGGGCAUUACAAUCGCUUCUGACUAGCGUGGAGCUGACUCAAGGAACCGAUAUGCACUGUCUCACAGAGCUAGAAUCGGAAAUCCUGGCAACCAUGGGGGAUGGAAAAAACGAGUUGCUCAAUCGCAUUCUUUAUUCCAACAUACAACCAAAACAUCAUAUCGGCGAUCUGGCGAAGGUCGUGACUAGGCUUGCAUUCCGAGAUCACAGUCCAGAUCCUCAGGCAUUGGAAAUUCUCACGUCUGCGGCUAGAUCGGUAGUCCAGUUAAUCAAGCCGCUGGCUAAGAAGCAGAUCUGCGAUCCUAGUAUCAGCUCUCUUGUUUUAUCUGGAGCCUUGAUGAAUAUUCCCGAGUUCCAGGCCCUUGUUCUUGACGAACUAUCGAAACAGCAUAUCCCCUCGUUCAAAAAUAUUGUUGUUAUUGACAACGUCUCGUGCUGUGCAGCCCAGUUUCUUGCGAGACGGGAGGCAAAGGCAAGAAUUUAG